AUGUCGUCGUCGUCGGUAAUAGGAUCGCACGGCGCCGGCGGUCGGUGUAAACUGAAGCCGCACCUGGAUGAGAAAGCAACCAAAACUCUCAACCUCACGGUGCUGCAGAGAAUGGACCCAUUCAUCAGCGAGAUUCUCAUGACCGUUUCUUUCGUCACCUUCUACAAGUUCGACGUCGAUGCUACCCAAUGGAACCGCAAGGAUGUUGAAGGGACUCUCUUUGUAGUCAAGAGGAACACUCAGCCGCGGUUCCAAUUCGUUGUUAUGAAUAUACGGAGGGAAGAAAAUCUUGUGGAGAAUCUCUUGCAAAAUUUCGAGUUUGAAGUUCGACUUCCAUAUCUAUUAUAUCGAAAUGCUGCCCAAGAAGUCAAUGGUAUUUGGUUCUACAAUUCACAUGAAUGCAAGGAAGUUUCAAACCUCAUUACUAGGAUACUGAAUGCACAUUCGAAGGUUCCUCCAAAGCCACAAGUGUCCUCAAGUAAAAGUAAGUUUGAGGAACUUGAAGCAGUCCCUACCAGUUCAGUGAUCGAAGGGCCACUAGAACAAUCAUAUAUUGCUUCUACUUCUUCAGAUCUACACAAUGACUCUUCCUUUGUGAACUUGUUUAGUAGAGCUAUGCAUAUAGGAAAUGAGUCUUCAAAAGUGAAAAAUCCUUCUCUCAACCUUCCUCCCACAUUUCCUCCAUCUUCCUGUGUUCUUGGUGCUGGUCCUUCCGCUCCAACUUUGCUAGCUCCAUCACUUACAGUAUCAGUUCCAUCAACUGAUCCAAUGUCAUCACUUCAUGCUGCCGGUGAACCAAGCAAAAGUCGUAAUCAGGUUCUCAAUCUAGUCAAGCCCUCAUCUUUCUUUUCACCCCCUUUAACAUCUACGUUUUUUACACCAGCUACCUCAUCUAUUCCAACUACUGCUAUUCAUCUUCCCUCGAGUAUCCACCGGCCCCAUGGUUCUACAACGCUUAAACCUUUCCGACCUACACCACCAGCAACUCUUACCCCUGAUUCCGUUUCUGUUCCAAAUUAUGGACCUCUAAGCAGGGAAAGAGUUCGGGAUGCACUUUUGAUGCUAGCUCAGGACAAUCAAUUCAUUGACAUGUUUUACAAAGCAUUGCUGAAAGUGCAUCAAUUCAUUGUUUACAUAAAAUGUUGGGAGUUAGCAGUUUCAUCUUCCACAGAAAGGGUUGUGUCUUGCUUGGUAGGGUCGACGUGUCUUGGAAUUAGCAUUGGUUAG
Molecule: messenger RNA, 1227 nt
Organism: Fraxinus pennsylvanica
Lineage: Eukaryota; Viridiplantae; Streptophyta; Magnoliopsida; Lamiales; Oleaceae
Source: the annotation of a GenBank genome assembly